AUGAAGAGAAAGCACGACGAAGAAGCCAAGGGCGAUAACGGCGAGAAGCGCGCCAAGACCCAGAAGCCAUCCGCCGCCGCAGAUGAGCCCCCUGCCGCUGCCGCUGCCGCCGCCGCCACCAAUCUAACGUUCGCUGAUCUCGGCCUCGACACUCGACUGGUGCAAGCCGUCGCUGCUGAAAGCUUCAAGGACCCGACACCUGUGCAGCAGAAAGCCAUUCCCCUGGCACUGGACGGCAAGGAUGUUGUAGCAAAGGCUCCUUGUGGUUCUGGAAAGACCGCCGCCUACGUGCUGCCCGUGCUGUCCAGCAUCCUCAAGCGCAAGACGACCGAUUCUUCCCCGGCCACGACCGCCCUCAUUCUUGUACCGACACGCGAGCUCGCCGACCAAGUACUGAAAGCGAUUGAACAGUUCUCGGCCUACUGCGCGAAGGAUAUCCACGCCGUCAAGCUGGUCGACAAGAUUUCCGACGCCGUCCAACGAUCGCUGCUCUCCAACUUUCCCGACGUGGUCAUCUCUACACCUGCGACAGCAUGGCGGAACAUCCUCAACGACGCCUUGUCGCUCGAGAAGCUGUCUUGCCUUGUUCUCGACGAAGCGGACCUCAUUCUGUCAUACGGUUACAACGAGGACUUGGAGAACAUCGCUAGGAAGCUCCCCAAGGGCGUUCAGCUCUUGAUGAUGAGUGCGACUCUGUCAACCGACGUGACGUCUCUGCAAGGAAUCUUCUCCCGGAAACCGACCGUUCUCGACUUGGAUGAUGAGGAGACGGAGGGUGACAGUUUGUCGCAAUUUGUCGUCAGCUGUGGGGAAGACGAGAAGUUCCUGUUGGCGUUCAUCAUCUUCAAGCUCAAAUUGGUCAAGGGCAAGUGUUUGAUUUUCGUCAACGACGUUGACAGAUCCUACCGCCUCAAGCUGUUUCUCGAGCAAUUCCAGGUUCGAAGCUGUAUUCUGAACUCGGAACUUCCCGUUACCUCGAGAGCCCACGUUUUGGAGGAGUUCAACCGCGGCGUGUACGACAUCAUCAUUGCGUCGGACGAGAAGAGCGCAAUGGGUGCCGACGAAAAAGACGAGGAAGAGGUGGACGGAGAGGGCGAGAAACAGAAGGAAAAGGAAACCAAGAAGAAGAAGAAGAAGUCCUCAAAGCGGGACGCGGAGUUUGGUGUAUCCCGUGGUAUCGACUUCAAGAACGUUGCGGCGGUUGUCAACUUCGACCUCCCCACAUCCGCAUCAUCAUACACACACCGAAUUGGCCGGACAGCACGUGCGGGCAGGACAGGCAUGGCUCUCUCCUUUUACGUCCCCAAAGAGUUGUACCGCAAGCAUUUGCCGACGAGCAUCGAGACUGCAGAGAACGACGAGAAGGUUCUGGCGAAGAUCAAGAGGAAGCAGGCGAAGCAAGGCAAGGAGAUUAAGCCAUACAACUUCAAGAAGGAGCACUUGGAUGCGUUCAGGUAUCGUCUUGACGAUGCUCUGAGAGCGGUUACGAAGGUAGCUGUGAGAGAGGCGCGUAUGAGAGAACUGAAGCAGGAGCUUCUGAAGAGUGAGAAGCUCAAGAGAUACUUCGAGGAGAACCCUACAGAACUGCAGCAUCUGCGUCACGACGGAGAGCUGAGGACAGCGAGACAACAACCCCAUCUCAAGCAUAUACCCGAAUAUCUGCUGCCGAAGGAAGGAAAGGACUCGCUCACAUCCAACACCGUCGGCAUGGUGCCGUUCAGAAAGGUCGGUGGCAAAGUGAGAAAUAAGAAGAAGUUUGGGCGCAAGGUGGGAACGAGGAAAGUCAACCCCCUGAAAACUUUCAAAGCAAGACGGAAGUGA
Colletotrichum karsti is the source of this 1821-nucleotide messenger RNA. RefSeq lists its product as uncharacterized. Bases 1 to 1821 code for a protein of 606 amino acids. Lineage: Eukaryota; Fungi; Ascomycota; Sordariomycetes; Glomerellales; Glomerellaceae. The record is from RefSeq and is a predicted model, not a curated record. The transcript is spliced from 3 exons. Gene Ontology annotation, molecular function: ATP binding; RNA helicase activity; nucleic acid binding.